CAAAAACACCGAGGAUGGAUGACUUUCAAACUUCUCUGGCCAAGUCGCCAUUACCCUUUUUGUAUCAAUUGGGAAGUCUGAAACGCACGCCCAGAACAGGAUGGCUAAGAUUUGUCCCUAACUGCGAAAGUGUUGCGAGCCACAGUUGGCGACUGGCAGCUAUGGCUCUCUUCGCGCCAGAACCACUGGACCGAAUGAGAUGCAUGUACAUAGGUUUGGUUCAUGACAUGGCGGAGUCCUAUACGGGAGACAUACCUAAGUUCGCCGAAAUCCCGAAGGCCGAGAAAAGAAAACUGGAGACAAGAGGCUUUGAAUGGAUUGAACGCCUCUUGGAACCGGGCUAUCCGGAGCUGGCAGAUGAACUAAAGAACGCAUGGUUGGACUACGAGGAAGGACGCACUGAAGAAGGUCGAUGGAUGAAGCAAAUGGAUAAGCUGGAAUGCCUUAUUCAGGCGAAAGAGUACGAAGAACAAACAUUUGGUGCAGAAAAGGGCCUUGAAGAGUUUCAAAGCCUUCGAAAGCAACUUCAAGCCCCUGAAGCGAAACAUUGGGACGCUUUGGUCCAACGGGAGAGAGAAGCCCACUUCAGCAAGCGCAAACAACAGUUGCCGCUGAUUUUUGUUAUGGGUAGUGUUGACCAUGUCGGAGAACUGUGUACUCUACAGGCCCGGAAAGACGGAUUUCAUCAGGUGUGUUUUGACAAUGCCCUGACACGCAAGUCUGAAGACAACACAUUUGUCCACGCACACUUUUUGAAGACGUGCUUGGCAGAGGGCUUUGAGGUACCGAGUACUCUAGCAGUAGAGAUACUGGAGGAGAGUAUCCGAGAGGUAGUCGGGGAAGGAUCAUCGUCUUGGACUUUGGUUCAGGGUUUUCCAAAAACUUUAGAACAAUUGCAAGAAUUCGAGAGAAAGGUACAAGAAACAUACUGUUCAAUCUAUGUCAAGCCAUCGCUCGCUUGCGAAAGCGACAAGCCCUCCAAAGAAGCCAAAUGGAGAAUGAACGUAACCCCAGAGAGCUAUUUGAAAUCAAUCACGGGAUGCUAUGAAGAGGUUAGUGAAAAGAAAAAACACAUCGGUCGAGCUGUGACUUAUCUUUAUUCAAGAUAUCCGCCGUAGGAUGCGCUGCAGAUACAUGUGCUGAAUUUGAAGGAGCUAUCGAAAGAUUGAUCCAGCGCGCGGGGCCAAGCGCUGGCCGGUCGGAAUGAAGGUCGGAGGCCAGAUCAUUUGGCUUAAAUGCGCUACUAGGAUCCCCGAUGGUCCUUAUAACUAGCAAAUUCGGAGGUUGCCUAUGAGGUUGAGUCGUCUGAGCCAAACAAUCAAAAGAUCCAGGGAAACCGUACGUGUGCCGAAGAUGUCUGAAAAACUGAACGGAUAGUUUGAUUUGUCAACAAGGCCUGUGCGUCUUAAGCCAAUCACGAAUGAGCUCAUAGGUCACCUGAUAUAAGUCCAGUAGUAAUCAAUCAAUCAAUGAACCAACCGAUUAAACUG
Colletotrichum godetiae is the source of this 1490-nucleotide messenger RNA. RefSeq lists its product as uncharacterized. The record is from RefSeq and is a predicted model, not a curated record. Gene Ontology annotation, molecular function: 5'-deoxynucleotidase activity. NCBI's taxonomy places the organism in Eukaryota, Fungi, Ascomycota, Sordariomycetes, Glomerellales, Glomerellaceae. The transcript has 5 exons. The coding region runs from base 15 to 1118 and encodes 367 amino acids. Gene Ontology annotation, cellular component: cytoplasm.